Dipodomys spectabilis (banner-tailed kangaroo rat) is the source of this 938-nucleotide messenger RNA. It is a transcript of the gene Atp5f1d, whose product is annotated as ATP synthase F1 subunit delta. NCBI's taxonomy places the organism in Eukaryota, Metazoa, Chordata, Mammalia, Rodentia, Heteromyidae. The transcript has 4 exons. Gene Ontology annotation, biological process: proton motive force-driven ATP synthesis. Bases 101 to 607 code for a protein of 168 amino acids. Gene Ontology annotation, molecular function: proton-transporting ATP synthase activity, rotational mechanism. The record is from RefSeq and is a predicted model, not a curated record.
CCCACAAGCCCCCGCGCCUUGUCCUCCCAGCCCUCAAGGCCGCCGUGUUGCUAGCGUCCCGUCUCCGGAAUCCCUGUCCGCCGCCACCGCCGCUGCUGCCAUGCUGCCCGCUGCACUGCUCCGCCGCCCAGGCCUGGGCUGCCUCGUACGCCAUGCUCGUGCGUACGCUGAGGCCGCCGCCGCCCCGGCCCCCGCCGCCGGCCCCGGCCAGAUGUCCUUCACCUUCGCCUCGCCUACUCAGGUGUUCUUCAACGAGGCUAACGUCCGGCAAGUGGAUGUACCUACACUGACUGGUGCCUUCGGCAUCUUGGCAUCCCAUGUGCCCACUCUGCAGGUCCUGCGACCCGGGCUGGUGGUGGUUCAUGCCGAAGAUGGCACCACCACUAAGUACUUUGUGAGCAGCGGCUCUGUCACGGUGAAUGCUGACUCCUCUGUGCAGUUACUGGCUGAAGAGGCUGUGACACUGGACAUGCUGGAUCUGGGGACAGCCAAGGCGAAUCUGGAGAAGGCACAGUCUGAGCUGUCUGGGGCUGCAGAUGAGGCUGCACGGGCAGAGAUCCAGAUACGCAUCGAGGCCAACGAGGCCCUGGUGAAGGCCCUGGAGUAGCUGGUGUAUGCCUAUCAGGAAAACAGGCCUAGGGCCCAGCAGGGUGUGUACCACACAGGUGGAACCAGCUCCCCCGGGGUCAAGACUAUUUAGGGGUGGCCUGGAAAAACCCAGGAGUUUCCUCCUCCAUGCAGCUUAGCGAAAAGGCCGCCAGGGGGCAGCACAGCGCCAGGUUCCAAAGACCUGGUGGGGCUCUCUUAAGGAUCUCUCAACCUGACGGGCUGUCCCAACCCCUGUCCCUGCCGAGCUGCCACCCAUACCUACAGCACCUAUGCCACCUGGCCAGAGGGCCUGCCCCAGCCUCACCCCCAAUUAAAGACCAGGAACUUGA